ACCAAAAACUACCAGUAUGUUCUGGCCUUGGUUUUUGCCAUUGAAGAGAUCAACAGGAACCCUCAUCUUUUACUAAACAUUUCUCUGGGAUAUGAUCUCUACAAUGCCAUACACAGUGAACAGAGGACAUUGGAGAGUACUGUUAAUUGGCAAUCAGGGCUUGGCAAGGAGAUCCCUAAUUAUACCUGUAGGAAAGAGAGCAAAUCUGUAGCAGUCCUUACAGGAACAACAUGGGCAAUUUCUGCCCAGAUUGGGACACUGCUGGAACUCUACAAAGUCCCACAGCUUACCUAUGGCAUUUUUGAUACUGACUUGAGUGAUGAUGUCCAGUUUCCAUCUCUCUAUCAGAUGGCCCCCAAGGACACAUCUCUGGCCCUUGGCAUGGUCUCAUUGAUGCUGCAUUUCAGCUGGAACUGGGUGGGACUGGUCAUCUCAGAAGACAAGAGAGGUGUUCAGUUUCUCUGGGACUUGAGAGGGGAGAUGGACAGGAAUGGAGUCUGUGCAGCCUUUGUGGAAAUGAUCCCAGUCACUGAGAGGUCAUAUUUCUCAAAGUACUGGAAGUAUCAUUUUAGGAUCAAGGAAUCAUCAGUGAAUGUGGUUGUCAUUUAUGGUGAUUCUGACUCACUACUAGGUUUGAGCUUUAGUAAAUGGAACUCUUUAGUGAUAUGGAAAGUCUGGGUCACAACUUCACAAUGGGAUUUUACCACUGGUGAGGGAGAUUUUUUACUUUCUUCAUUGCAUGGAACUCUCAUUUUUUCACACCACCAUGAAGAGCUACCUGGUUUCAAAACUUUUAUCCAGACAGCUAACCCUUCCAAAUACCCAGAAGAUUUUUAUCUCAGUAAACUGUGGUCCAUGUCUUUUGGUUGCUGGAUUUCCAAAUCUGACUGUAAAACACUGGAGAACUGUCCACCCAAUGCCUCCUUGGAGUCUUUGUCUUCUUGGAAGUUUGACAAGGUCAUGACUGAAGGAAGUUAUAACAUCUAUAAUGCAGCAUAUGCUGUGGCUCAGUCCCUUCAUAAAAUGCUUCUUCAGCAAGCAGAAGUGCAGUCAGUGGGAAGUGAAGAUGGGCUGCUGGUUCAACCUUGGCAGCUGCACCCAUUCCUGAGAAAUAUCAAAUUUAACAAUCCUGCUGGUGACCCAGUGAAUUUGGAUGAGGAAAGGAAAUUGGAUGCCGGUUAUGACAUUCUCAACUUUUGGAAUUUUCCAGAUGGUUUGGGACUUAAAGUGAAAGUAGGACAAUUUGCCUUAGAUGCAGCACAUGAUCAACAAUUGUCUGUGUCUGAGGAUUUGAUAGAGUGGGCUGCAGGAUUUUCAGAGACUCCCCACUCUGUAUGCAGUGAAAAAUGUAUUCCUGGAUUCAGGAAAACCUCUCAGGAGGGAAAGCCUACCUGCUGCUUUCUUUGCACACCCUGCCCAGAGAAUGAGAUUUCCAAUGAGACAGAUACAGAUCAGUGUGUGAAGUGUUCAGCUCAUCAGUUUGCAAACAGUGAGAGAACACACUGCCUCCAAAAAACUGUGACUUUCCUGGCUUAUGAAGACCCAUUGGGGAUGGCUCUGGUCUGUACUGCUCUUUCUUUCUCUUUCCUCACUGCUGUUAUUCUUGGGGUCUUUGUGAAACACUGAGAUACUCCCAUAGUAAGGGCCAACAACAGGGCUCUCAGCUACAUCCUGCUCAUCUCCCUCCUCCUGUGCUUCCUCUGCUCCUUACUCUUCAUAGGUCAUCCAAACACAGCCACCUGCAUCUUCCGACAAAUUGCAUUUGGAAUUGUUUUCACCGUGGCUGUUUCCACUGUCUUGGCCAAAACCAUCACUGUGGUUUUGGCAUUCAAGGCCACUGCACCAAGGAGAAGGAUGAGGCAGGGGUUGGUGUCAGGGGCACCCAAAUCUGUUAUUCCCAUCUGCUCCCUGAUCCAGGUGACUCUCUGUGGGAUCUGGCUGGAAACCUCUCCUCCAUUCAUUGAGAAAGACGCACAUGCUGAGCAUGGCUAUAUCAUCAUUGAAUGCAACAAGGGCUCGAUCAUUGCCUUCUACUGUGUCCUGGGGUAUCUGGGCUGCUUGGCCUUGGGGAGCUUCACCGUAGCUUUCAUGGUCAGGAACCUGCCUGACACCUUUAAUGAAGCCAAGUUCUUGACCUUCAGCAUGCUGGUGUUCUGCAGUGUCUGGGUCACUUUCCUCCCUGUCUACCACAGCACCAAGGGGAAGGUCAUGGUGGCCGUGGAGAUCUUCUCCAUCUUGGCUUCCAGUGCUGGAUUACUAGGCUGCAUCUUUGCUCCAAAAUGUUAUAUUAUUUUGUUAAGGCCAGAGAGGAACACUCAGCAUAGAUUACAGUAUAAAUCACAAUCUAGGGGCAAUAAGCUUUCUUAA
This is a messenger RNA of Choloepus didactylus (southern two-toed sloth), 2367 nucleotides long. RefSeq names its product vomeronasal type-2 receptor 116-like. Gene Ontology annotation, cellular component: membrane. Gene Ontology annotation, biological process: G protein-coupled receptor signaling pathway. Gene Ontology annotation, molecular function: G protein-coupled receptor activity. The transcript is spliced from 5 exons. The record is from RefSeq and is a predicted model, not a curated record. Lineage: Eukaryota; Metazoa; Chordata; Mammalia; Pilosa; Megalonychidae.